GAUUUACUCUCACGUGACGGUGUUGCUUGCCCAGUAAACAGUGACGUCAGCGGUAGCAUGGCGGCUAGCGGUGCGUCUGUGACUGUUCUGACUCUUAACGGGAGAAGGCAGGUUAUUAAAGUUUGUCCAAACACGCCGCUGCUACAGGUGCUGGAGGAAGUGUGUAAAAAGUACGGCUUUAACCCCGAUGAUCACAGUUUGAAGUUCCAGAGGACUGUUGUUGACCUCACCCUGCCAUGGAGGUUUGCCAACUUGCCCAACAAUGCCAAACUGGAAAUGGUGCCAAGUACAAGGAAAGCAGCUGCAGCCAACAACCAGGUGCGGAUCGCACUGCAGAUGGAGGACGGCUCUCGGCUCCAGGGUUGUUUUUCGUGUGAACACAGUCUGUGGGAGCUGCUCAUUCAUUUCCCUGACAUCAGUGUGUCGGCGCUUUCUGACCCAGAAUCCACUCCGGUCUGCGUUUACAUGAGAGACCAGGUGAGUGGAGAGGAAGCGUUGAAGAAAUCCACUCUGCGGUCUCUAGGUCUCACCGGAGGCAGCGCCAUUAUCAGGUUCUUACUCAAAAAGAGCAGAAUGUGUGCAGAGGAAACGACUGAAAUGCCUUCCUGGUCAGCUUUGGCGGUUGUUGAGGAAGGUGCACAGAGUGUCUCCUCGCUGCUCAGUUUCGAUCCGUCACGUCCGCAGACACAGACAUCAGAGUUGCCAGUGGAAAACCACACUUCUCCAAAUCCUGCCUCCGACACAGACACACUUCCUGUUCUGGAGGUGGUGAGUCCAAGCACUGAGCCUGUAGAUCAUCCAGAGACUCCACCCACUGGAACAGAAAUGCCAGAGGAAAAUGUUGAAGAGGCGGGGCCAUCAGGACUUGAUUCCCACUCGUGCUCCUCAGCUCCUUCAGCACCUUUCAUUCCAUUUUCGGGGGGUGGUCAACGUCUCGGUGGUUCAAGGGGAGGUUCAGUUGCGUGCUUGUCAUCCUCAGCAUCUUUACCAGCUGUGAGCGCUGCAGGGGAGUCACCUAAAGCCAAGAAAGCCAAGUCCAGCCACAGUGCAAACACCAAGUCAAAGUGUCAACCUGCAGCUGAUCAGCAAGACCAGAACAUGGACCAGGGACACGAGGCCUUCCAGCCGGUGGAGCGCGAGUCUGUAAUCUACCACCUGGGCUCUGCAGCCCGUCACCGCGAGGAUCACAGCGAGGUCCCGGACGAGUUCUUCGAAGUGACCGUGGAUGACGUACGAAAGCGCUUUGCCCAGCUGAAGAGUGAGAGGAGGUUACUGGAGGAAGCACCGCUGAUGACAAAAGCCUCGAGAGAAGCCCAGAUGAAAGAGAAGAUUAGCAAAUAUCCCAAAGUGGUUCUGAGGGUUGAGUUUCCAGACAGACAUGUUCUGCAGGGUUUCUUCAGGCCUCUGGAAACAGUUGCUGCUCUGAGGUGUUUUGUGAAGAGUCACUUGGCAGAUCCUCAGCUGGACUUUUAUCUCUUCGUCACCCCACCAAAAACUCUUCUGGAUGAACCUUCAGUUACACUUUUCCAGGCAGACCUGUUCCCUGGUGCUCUGGUGCACUUUGGCUCUCAUGUGAAAUUUUACUUGAAGAGGGAGUUAAUGGAGCAGUCGGUCACAGCGUCUCAAGCAAAUGAGUCCAUUGCAAGUUGCAUGCUCGUGGUACCAGAUGCCUCCUCCAACUCCCUGGACUCUCAGAAUCCACCGCCACCUCCUGAGACAACUGAGAGCACCCAGGAGUCUGCACAGGAGGUGUCAGACCUGCCUGCACAGAGCGCGCCCACAAAACCUGCCCGGACCGACCCAGGCAAGCUGCCCAAAUGGCUCAAACUUCCAGGUGAUGUCCCGCUGCACGGUUCUGAGCGUUGAGUCCAAUCUGCUGUCCUGCUGAGCCUGGCCUCCUGAUG
Thalassophryne amazonica is the source of this 1904-nucleotide messenger RNA. It is a transcript of the gene aspscr1, whose product is annotated as ASPSCR1 tether for SLC2A4, UBX domain containing. Gene Ontology annotation, molecular function: protein binding. The record is from RefSeq and is a predicted model, not a curated record. The coding region runs from base 58 to 1866 and encodes 602 amino acids. The transcript is spliced from 16 exons. NCBI's taxonomy places the organism in Eukaryota, Metazoa, Chordata, Actinopteri, Batrachoidiformes, Batrachoididae.